UCUCUCUCCCUCUCUCUAUGUCGCUCUAUGUGCUGCACAGUUUGAUAUAUGUUGUAACUCUGCUCCCCACUAGCCUCAACCACUCCACACUAUGACAGUCUCCAGAUCAGAACCCUGCGAGGAGGCCCAGUAUAGACCCCGUCUGGGACAUUAUCAGUUAGACAAGGCCCUAGGUGCCGGCAACUACGCUGUGGUCCGCCUUGCUGUUCAUUGUAUUACCGGGACUAAGGUCGCAAUGAAGAUAAUUGACAAAUCAAAGCUCUGCAAGGAGGAUCUAGCAAGACUCUUUCGAGAGGUUCAAAUAAUGAAGCUAUUGGACCAUCCUAACAUUAUUAGAUUCUACCAAGUCGUGGAGAACUUUCAGUACAUCCACUUGGUCUCUAGUUUCGCUGAAAACGGCGAACUUUAUGAGCACGUCAUGAAGAAAGGGAGUCUAAGUGAACCAGAGGCCCGGAAAUACUUUGUUCAGAUUUGUAACGCUAUCUCAUACUGCCACGAUAAGGGUGUCGUUCACAGGGAUCUCAAGAUCGAGAACGUGCUGUUAGAUUGCAACAACAAUGUCAGAAUAGCAGAUUUUGGGUUCAGUAACUACUUCAAGCCUCCCCGAUUAUUGGAAACAUUUUGUGGGAGCCCUCAGUACGCUGCUCCUGAGAUAUUUAAUGGAAAACACUACGAUGGUUUCAAGACUGAUAUUUGGAGUCUAGGUAUAAUUCUAUACGUGCUAGUAACGGGCGGAUUACCAUUCGACGGAGAUUCAAUAGCAGAAGUUAAACAGAAUGUUCUCCGGGGCAGAUUCAGAGUUCCUUACUUCGUCAGUCAUGAGUGUGAACACCUUAUCAGAAGCAUGUUAUCGCUGGAACCAGAGAAACGUCCCAGUGUGGAAAGUGUACUGUCACACAGCUGGAUGCAGGGUGAUCAACUCGUUGAUAAGCAAUCACUCGACCAGCAUAACAGCAGAGGACUCAACAGAAAUAUCUUAACAUUAAUGGAGAAUAUCGGCAUUUCCAAAUCCAAAGUAGUUGAGAGUUACAACUCGUACCUUUUCAACGAUUUUACCGCCAUUUACAAGUUGUUGGCAGACCAGCUUCACACCAAGGGAUCUAUCGACACCAAACCUAUCAAAGAAUGGCUUCGUCAAGAAGUUCGAAACAGCGGCAGAUCGACAUCAGAAGAACAUCCCAUACAACCAGAAGCUCCUCCACCCCAGAAACACACUCACAAAAAAGUCAGCUCCAAGCAAGGCCUCGACAAGGUCCUUCACAACGCCAAAAACAGGGCUCUAUCAGCAAUUUUUAACAAAAACAAUGAGGAAUCAUCAGGGAAAUCAAAAGCGAAACACAAAGAACUUAAAGGAGUCGCUAAACAUGGGCCCUCGCCGUUAGUUUCAAGUCUGAUUUCGCCCAGAACAGUUUUAGACUUACCUCAAUCUUCGAACAAUAGUAUAUUUCAUCGAACUGUUUUCGGUUUUUCGUCAAGAAAAACGGCUUCAAGAUCGACGAGUAGUUCACAGCAGUUACCAAAUUCAGCCAGGUGACAUUUCAUCUUCAGUUUCUAAUUGAAUUGAAUUAAAAAUCUCAGUUUGAAAUAAAAAUGAAGAGGUGCGUUUUACUUGUUAUACACUAUACAGUAUAAGAUUUCGCAAAUAGAUUAAAGGCGAUGACAAUUUUUGCUUCAAAUUUUAUUUAAUACGAGAAUUUAUCAUUUACAAAAACCGUCAGCUAUUAUUAAAUUAAAAUUGUUAACAAGAUUAUAGGUUCUACUAUACUUGUCACUUGAUUUAAUUAUUAUUUUAUUAAAGCUAUAACUAAUUUAGGAUAAUAUUUAAAGAGUUUUUAAUUUA
Molecule: messenger RNA, 1840 nt
Organism: Bolinopsis microptera
Lineage: Eukaryota; Metazoa; Ctenophora; Tentaculata; Lobata; Bolinopsidae
Product: serine/threonine-protein kinase SIK2-like
Exons: 10
Coding region: 92-1534 (480 amino acids)
Biological process (GO): intracellular signal transduction; protein phosphorylation
Cellular component (GO): cytoplasm
Molecular function (GO): protein serine/threonine kinase activity; ATP binding
Source: RefSeq, a predicted model, not a curated record